Arabidopsis arenosa is the source of this 1666-nucleotide messenger RNA. NCBI's taxonomy places the organism in Eukaryota, Viridiplantae, Streptophyta, Magnoliopsida, Brassicales, Brassicaceae. The record is from the annotation of a GenBank genome assembly.
AUUCUCUCAUCUUCGAGAUUUAUAGUCUCUUUUGCCGCUUGAAUUCUUCCAAGUUGGUGAGCUGCUAUGGCAACUCAUCAGCAAACGCAACCUCCUUCCGAUUUUCCCGCUCCUGCCGAUGACAAUUCCCAGAUUCCAGAGGCUACAAAGCCUGCAAGUGAGGUUCAGCAAGCUACCAUAGCUCAGGAAACUGUUAAGCAGGAUCCUCCAACAUCUGUGUUUAAGAAUUCAGAACCUAUACGGGAGGAUCAAAUUCAGAAUGCUAUCAAAUUCCUUUCGCACCCGAGGGUUAAAGGCUCGCCUGUUAUACACAGAAGAUCUUUUCUUGAGAGGAAAGGUCUCACUAAAGAAGAGAUAGACGAAGCAUUCCGCCGUGUUCCUGAUCCACCACCAAGUUCGCAGACAACUGUUACAAGUCAAGAUGGACAGCAAGCAGUGUCAACUGUUCAGCCACAAGCUAUGCAGCCUGUAGUAGCUGCUCCUGCUCCACUCGUUGUGACUCCGCAGGCAGCUUUUCUCUCUCGGUUUCGCUGGUACCAUGCUAUUCUUGCUGUUGGAGUACUUGCAGCUUCUGGUGCCGGAACAGCUGUUUUUAUAAAGAAAUCUCUCAUACCCAGAUUUAAAUCCUGGGUCCAAAGAAUUAUGUUGGAAGAAGAAACUGACCCUCUGAAGAAAGCUGAUGCUAAACCUAGCUUAGCUGAAGAAGCAGUAGCUGCAGGCAAAGCUGCUUCUGCGGCUGCUUCUGAUGUAGCCAGGGUUAGUCAGGAAAUGAUGAUAACCAAGAAUGAAGAGAGGAAAUAUUUCGAGGACUUAACACACCUGUUAGGUGUCCAAGUACAAGAAAUGAAGUCCUUGAGCAAUAAUAUCCGUAAGCUCGAAGGACAACCCAACAACAUUCCAAAGAUUUAUUCCGCUGAUCAAGAGGUUUAUAAUGGUUCAGUCACUGCAGCAAGGAAACCCUAUACAAAUGGCAGCAACGUUGAUUAUGACACACGUUCAGCGCGAUCUGCAUCUCCUCCUGCGCCACCAGCUGAUUCCUCUGUGCCCCCUCAUCCAAAGUCAUACAUGGAUAUAAUGUCAAUGAUCCAGAGAGGAGAGAAGCCUUCAAACAUUCGGGAGAUUAACGACAUGCCGCCUAAUCCGAACCAACCACUAUCAGAUCCACGCAUCGCUCCCAAAUCUAAGCCAUGGGACUAUGGUCAAGCGCCACAAGCCGAGAGUUCCAAUGGUCAAUGGUGGCAACAGAAAAACCCUAGAUCCACGGAUUUCGGCUAUGAGACAACAACAGCGGCGCGUUUCACUGCUAACCAAAAUGAAACAAGUACAGUGGAACCAGCAGCUUUCCAGAGGCAACGGUCAUGGGUACCUCCACAACCACCUCCAGUUGCCAUGGCAGAAGCAGCAGAGGCCAUUCGCCGUCCUAAGCCACGAGCUAAGAUAGACCAAGAAGCAGCUGCUAGUGAUGACCAGUCAGGUGUGAGCGAUGAGUUACAGAAGAUCACUAAGUUCUCUGAAUCUGGUGGUGAUGGAUCAGAAAGAAUUCAGAUCACAGAGAUAGAAGAAGAAACAGAACAGCAACAUAUCAGCCCAGAAGGAAACUAAAAAUAAUAAUUAGUGUUUCUUGAUACUUUAUGAGGUUUGCUUGUAAGAAAACAUGCAUUUAGGU